GAGCUACAUCCAUGAUCCAUAUUUCAUAAAAACAUCUCCCUCUUUUCCUUUUUAUCAACAAUCAUUGGUCGAGUUAGCACACCUCUCUCCUUCUCUCUAGACUUUUCUAUGUUACCUUUCUUUAACUUAUCGUUCCAGUCCAGAUUCAGAAGUUGAAACGACCAAAAGAAGAACGAUGAGCAACAGACGUUACCACAGGAUGAAAAUCAUGUUGUAUUUGGCUUAUGACAGAGGCAGUGAAAAGAAAGGGCUUAUUUCCAAGACAUGGGAACGAUGCAAGUCAUUUCGUGGUGGUGGAGCCAAUAGGUCAUCUAAGAUCAAACGACCUUUCCUCAAGAAAAGUAGAUCAUGGCCUCCGAUAGAUGCAAAAGAAGGAAAAGCGCUUAAUAUUGCUCCAAAGGGUUGUUUCUCAGUCUAUGUUGGGCCUCAAAGACAAAGGUUUGUGAUAAGAACUGAGUAUGCCAAUCAUCCGCAGUUUAAAGCGUUUCUUGAAGAAGCUGAAUGCGAAUAUGGAUAUAAAAAGGAGGGGCCACUUGAGCUUCCAUGCGAGGUCAAUGAUUUCGUAAAGGUUUUGAUGGAAAUGGAAGAUGGUAACGUGAUUAGCGGUGUUAAAGGAUGCAUAUUUGGUUUGAAAGGAGAUCAAUAUGAAUCCCAUCAUUAUCACAAUCAAUGUAAAAUUGGAAACAAAUAGUAUUUUGGAUUAAUUUAAACGAAAUCGGUUUUUAUUUAUUAACUUGAUUGGUAGUUUCUUAUUGUAGAGAAUCUUGUUUUGGUUGUAUGUGAUUAAAAAAUAUUUAAAGA
Lactuca sativa (garden lettuce) is the source of this 801-nucleotide messenger RNA. RefSeq names its product auxin-responsive protein SAUR72. The record is from RefSeq and is a predicted model, not a curated record. Gene Ontology annotation, biological process: response to auxin. NCBI's taxonomy places the organism in Eukaryota, Viridiplantae, Streptophyta, Magnoliopsida, Asterales, Asteraceae.